Messenger RNA from Rhipicephalus sanguineus (brown dog tick), 3042 nucleotides. RefSeq lists its product as uncharacterized. NCBI's taxonomy places the organism in Eukaryota, Metazoa, Arthropoda, Arachnida, Ixodida, Ixodidae. The transcript has 6 exons. The record is from RefSeq and is a predicted model, not a curated record. Gene Ontology annotation, molecular function: chitin binding. Gene Ontology annotation, cellular component: extracellular region. The coding region runs from base 148 to 2301 and encodes 717 amino acids.
ACAAAAGCAACCGGUUUGCCGCGGGGAAGAAGAUGCGGCCGAUCCCUACUCCUAUAAAACGCCCGCGUCCCGGAGCCGGAGCCUUCACUUUUUUCGGCCCCCUCCAUCCGUUCAAGCAACAUCCGCGGAUCCGAUUGGCCAUCAAAAAUGAAGAUUACAGCGGGGCUCGUGCUCCUUCUGGCCCUCGCAGCACCUCAUCACUGCAAGCGGACAAAACGAUGGGAUGAAAGCAAGGGACAAAAUCAGGGAGGCUGGGUUCGAGGUACAGCUGGCGUCGACUACCCCGAUUACAAGGAAAUUCCCCGCACAAGUUUUCGCUGCAGUCAGCAGCCGUACGAAGGCAUGUAUGCUGACUUGGAGGCACAGUGUCAGGUUUACCACGUGUGCCACAACGGCCGAAAGGAGAGCUUCCUGUGUGGACCAGGAACAAUCUUCAACCAGCAGAUCCGUGCCUGUGACUACUGGUACAGCUUCGAGUGUGACGAAGCGCCCAAUUGGUACUACCUGAACGCCGAAGUGAAUGUUGAGAGCCCACAGCCGCUGCAGCCUCUGCCCGGAAGUGGCGGAGGCGCUGCUGGCGGUGGAGGUGGUGCAGGCGGUGGAGGUCGCCCUGGGCCAGCUUACCUUCCCGGUGGAACGGGCGGGGCAGCAGGAGGAGGAGGAGGCGCCCCCGGCGCGGGUCGCUAUCCUGGCUCGGGAGGCGCGGGUGGUUACCCAGGAGGUUCCGGCUCUCCAGGAUCAGGCGGUUACCCCGGUGGCCCUCGUGGACCUGGUUCUGGAGGAGCUCCUGGUGCUGGAGGCUACCCCGGUGGUACCGGUGGUUACCCAGGAGGAGGUUCCGGCCGACCCGGUGCUGGGGGUUACCCAGGCUCUGGAGCUGGAGGACCUGGCGCUGGCAGUUACCCUGGAUCUGGAAGCGGUAGGCCUGGUGCCGGUGGCUACCCUGCUGGAGGAGGAUACGGCUCUGGGCCAAGACCAGGCUCUGGUGGACAAGGCGGAAAGCCGGCUGGCGGACUUCGUGGUCCUUCUGGAUCAGGCGGUUACGGCGGCCCUGGUGGGCCGGGAGGCCCCGGGGGUCCUGGAGGUCCUGGUGGUUACGGUGGUCCCAGUGGCCCCAGUGGUCCUGGAGGCCCUGGAGGAUCUGGUGGUUACGGUGGUCCCAGUGGUCCCGGUGGCCCCGGGGGUUCAGGCGGUUAUGGUGGGCCGAGUGGUCCUGGUGGUCCUGGAGGACCCGGAGGUUCCGGUGGUUACGGUGGUCCGACUGGUGCCGGUGGUCCCAGAGGUCCUGGUGGUUACGGUGGCCCGAGUGGUCCUGGAGGUCCUGGCGGGUACGGCGGUCCCAGUGGCCCCGGAGGUCCUGGUGGUCCGAAAGGACCAAGUGGUCCCAAGGGACCAGGUGGGCUUGGAGGACCCGGGGCUGGAGCUGCACCUGGUGGCCCUGGCCCAUACCUGGCGGGUAGUGGUCCUGGUUCGGGGUCUUAUCCAGGUGCUGGUGCCGCGGCUCCCCAAGGCGGUUCACGGCCUUCUGCUGGUGGAUAUGGUGUCGUUCCAACUGGGCCUCGCCCGGCGCCUGCGACGUAUCCAGGUUCAUCAGGGGCCGAUGCUUAUCCGGGUGCAGGCGCUGGUCCCGGUGCAUCAGGAGCUGGUAGCUAUUCCUCCGCCUACAGUGCACGCUCUUCGUACUCCUCCUCAAGCUCUUUCAACAGCUAUACCGAUUCGGGCAGUGGUGGUGGCUAUCCUGACUCUCUCGGCGCGGGUUUGUUUCCCAUAGCUGGAACAGCAGGCGCCGUGUCUCCGGGAUCAGGCGGUAGCGUCUACGGCGGUUACACCAAGUCGGCAGGUGGCUCUGCUUUCCACAAAAAGAGCCCUCUCGAGAUCGAGUCGCCUCAUUCGCCUGGUCCCGGCUCGGCCGGCUUUUCCAAACCGGGUGCCGGUGCCCGGCGAACAAUUGGUGGUGGUGGGUUUGGUGGUGGCGGUUAUUAUGGCGGUUCGAAAUCUUUUUCGUGGUCCAAUGGAUAUGACACGGCGCCUUUGUCGCCAAUUCAAGGUGCACAACCCGGAGGAGGUGGAGCAUGGCAGGGGCCUGAGUACCCAAGCCCCACUGCUGGCGGCGCUGGAGGCGGCGGCUACUACACAUCCGACAGCGGGGCGUACUCGGACGGUUCCGGAUACCCCGGACAGGACGCGUCCGGCCAGUUGCCAGGUGGCACUCCUCAAAGGCCUCGCGGAGGAGGUCGGGGUCGAAGGCCACAGGGCGGUUAUGGGUCACCGAUGAUGAUGGGUGGUGCCGGCGGUGACUGAGGCCGUCAGCAUGGACAAAUGACAGUGUUCACUUUGGCGGCCGCUGUUGCGAAAGUACUUCCUAGACACCGAUACCACCGAACACUCUGUCGUUACGCCUGCGACAUAGAAUGAAAACACGACGUGAAACAGUAUUUUUUGCUGUCAUGCAACUCGAAAUGUCUAAACAGAAGCGAUAUAAUGCUCUGCUAAGUUACAUUUAUGAACUAGGCUUUUACGAAUUAGGCUUAAGCCACUGAAAACAGUUUUAUGCGCAGCACAGCCGUGUUUGUUGUUUUCUUUCGAUAUACUAAGUCCAUUAGAAGGAAAGACUAACGCGCCUUCCACUCCAGCUUCGGCGUCGUAUAAAGACAGUCGCAUAUCGAUACAAAGUGUUCUCGUUCUUGCAGUCGAUAUGAAAUUGUUGUUAAUUUUUUUUGUUAACAUGUUUUCUUCACGACACUUGUUCAUUGUGGUUACCAUAUAUACCAUUUUCUCUCUCAUUGAUCGACUUUAGCAAAGACGCCUCACGCUGAAGGAACGAAGCAUGCUGCCGAGGGCGGUAGCUUUUUUGCUCUUGCUUAGAAUUCCUAUGUGUUCCUUACAGAAGCAUCAACAGAAAUGAGUUUUCCUGCGACACUGUCAACACUCCGUCGAAGGGCAACUCAGCAAAAUUCCAGUAAUGUCCCUUUCUUUCACGAAGCGAAAGAAACAGAUAGCACUGAUUGUUGAAUUUGAAAAUAAUAAAACAACACAAAUAUA